UAAUCACAACCCUUAUCGCGGCCUCGUCCUAUUUAAAGGAACAGGCAGUCAAUGUGUUUUUGUUUUCGUUCUCAGUUUAAAAAAAAACAACGAGCUGCCUGGAACUUGUACUCAGCACAGAGACCACAGACCCGGAAACUACUGCUACUACUUAAAAAAAUACUGGACAAUGUCCACAACAGGCCAGGUGAUCAAGUGCAGGGCAGCCGUUGCUUGGGAACAUGGCCAGCCUCUGGUCAUUGAGGAUGUGGAGGUGGCCCCACCUAAGGCCCAUGAAGUCCGCAUUAGGAAUGUUGCCACAGGCGUGUGCCACACAGACUGGGAGUACAUGUAUGGGACUGGGGAAGGGAUGAAGCCGAGACCGUUCCCGUUGGUUCUCGGCCACGAAGCAGCCGGAGUAGUGGAGAGCGUUGGUCCGGGAGUCACCAUAUUCUCCCCGGGGGAUCAAGUUAUUCCUCUUUUUCUGCCUCAGUGUGGGGAAUGUGAACGGUGUCUGAGCCCAAAAACAAAUCAAUGCAGGAAAAACUGGGCAAACACACAAAUGGGCGUUUUGGCUGAUGGCACAAGCAGGAUAUCUUGCAGGGGACAGCAGGUGUACCAGUUCCUCGGUGUCAGCUCUUUCUCCCAGUACACCGUGGUUCCCGACACCUCGCUUGCAAAGAUAAGAAGCGAUGCACCGCUGGACAAAGUUUGUUUGCUUGGUUGUGGGGUUUCCACGGGUUACGGUGCGGCUCUGAAAACAGGCAAGCGGGUUCACAGAUGUGGCUUUCACAGCUGUGACUCCCACACUGUGCGACUUCAGGUGGAAAAAGAUGCCUCGUGCGCCGUGUUUGGGCUCGGAUGUGUUGGGCUGGCCGCCGUCAUGGGAUGCCGGGCUGCCGGGGCGAGAAGGAUCAUCGGGGUCGACGUCAACCCCGACAAGUUUGCGAAAGCCGCGGCGCUCGGAGCCACUGAAUGUGUCAACCCCGCGGAUCACGGCAAGCCCAUCCAGGAGGUUUUGGCGGAGAUGACAGACGGAGGGGUGGACUACGCUCUGGAGUGUGUCGGGAGUCCAGCUGUCAUGAGUGCCGCGCUCGAGUCCACGGUCGACGCCUGGGGCACCUGUGUGAUCGCUGGGUGGACAGAGAGAGAAGCAAUGAAAGUCAAGGUGGAACAGAUCCUGUUGGGACGCACCUUGAAGGGGACUUAUUUCGGAGGUUGGAAGAGCGUGCAGGACGUGCCUCGACUGGUGGACGACUACAUGAACCACAAGCUGAAGCUGGACGAGUUUAUCACCCACAACCUCCCUCUGGAUCAAAUCAAUGUGGCCUUUGACCUUUUGAACAGUGGGAAAAGCAUUCGCACUGUGAUCACUCUAUGAGACUCUCGACAGGAGGCAAAACCUAUCGACAAGGAGGAGGGUUGACAUUCACUCCCGUUGCUAUGGUAACUAUUGUGAUUUUUUCAAACACAAUUCUGCCGUGAAUUUGCGAAGAUUAUUAUUAGGCAUUUCUUGAAAUAUAUCAAUGAUUCAUAUUUUUCAGUGCUUGACUUUGUGGCAAGUGAGCAUGUUAGCCACUAGAUGGCAGUCUUGUGUCAUGUAAAAGCCUCUGUCUGUGUCCAGAGAUACAUCCAACUUUUAUAAAUGGAAUUCUACCUGCAACGAA
Messenger RNA from Scophthalmus maximus (turbot), 1646 nucleotides. Its product is annotated as alcohol dehydrogenase class-3. Bases 170 to 1360 code for a protein of 396 amino acids. Gene Ontology annotation, cellular component: cytosol. NCBI's taxonomy places the organism in Eukaryota, Metazoa, Chordata, Actinopteri, Pleuronectiformes, Scophthalmidae. Gene Ontology annotation, biological process: formaldehyde catabolic process. Gene Ontology annotation, molecular function: zinc ion binding; S-(hydroxymethyl)glutathione dehydrogenase [NAD(P)+] activity. The record is from RefSeq and is a predicted model, not a curated record. The transcript is spliced from 10 exons.